AUGGCUCCAAAACGCCCACUUGGUAUAGGUAAAGCUCUCAAGCGGAAAAAGCUGAAUGCUGAGGAAAGGAAAGAGGAAGGCAUCUCUGCCCCCACAGAGAUCGAAGUUCAGCUAAGUUCAACUGCAGAUGCCGAUGACGAGCUCGACCAAUUGCGCGCAUUAUGGCUCACAUUUUUGGACGCCAGUGAUAAUGAGCUUGUUUUGAAUGGUGUGGUUCACGAGUGUGAUAGACUAUUGCGCAACGACACCGAGUCGGAGUCUAAACUUGGAGAUGACUUCCAUGCCAUCUACGCACUGGCAUUAUCCAGACUGGCAUCGUUUACACAGGAUAAUUCCGAGGUAGGAGAUUAUUUUGAAGCAGCUCUCGAAAGGGUGACCUUAGGACUUGAGCGGUUUCCCAAGUCCGCAAAGCUGUUGUUUGCCAGAGCCGCGAUCAUUUUGAGCCGCAUCCCAUUGCAGUAUGUGUCCCAGAUGGACCUCGACACCCAGAUCUCCAAAAAAGUGCCUAAGAUGGGGUUGCUCGUCGAUGAAGCUUUGCAAGCUUAUUCUGAGGCCGAGUCUGUUGCUGAGUUGGCCGAUUUUGAUGCGCAGACGUUUGACGUCCUGGACGCUUUGGAUGAUCUGCUGGAUCUGGCCAAACACUACGGAAAUGACGAAAUGGAGCAUGGAAUGGAUAGUGACGAUGAAGAUGAGGAUGACUCUGCUGAUGAAGGUGGUUUGGCAGAAACUCAUCCCCUGAAAUCCCUGAAGGACUCCAAAUACAACGAGCAUUGGAGAGACCAUACCCUGACGUUCCUGGCAAAGCUGGACGAAAAGGCAAGCGGAGAAGAUGUCGAGCUAAAGAGGAGUGUUUUGAAGAAACUGGGUCAGUUUUAUCUGCUUGAAUCUGAGACUCCAGCCUCUAUCUAUAUCUCUCUGGCAUUUGGAGAAGGAGCAGACGAAGCCACUCAGGACGCCAAAACUGCCCAAAAAGACGCAAAACGUUUCACAAAAACUGCGGUGGACUAUCUGAUAAGAGCACAGAAUCCAGACGAUCCACAGAGUCUGGUGGACGUUGCUGAAGCGAAGAUUUCGCUUGGUAAUUUGUAUCCACUGGAAGGUGAGGACCAGGAACGUCUCUAUAAUGAGGCCGAGGCGCUUCUCGAAACAGCCAACAAGGCUACUCACGGAAAAUACGACAAUAUCUUGGAGAACCUACGUGGUGAAAAUGCAGACAUGACGUCGGUAAAUGCUUAA
Molecule: messenger RNA, 1236 nt
Organism: Kuraishia capsulata CBS 1993
Lineage: Eukaryota; Fungi; Ascomycota; Pichiomycetes; Pichiales; Pichiaceae
Exons: 1
Coding region: 1-1236 (411 amino acids)
Biological process (GO): positive regulation of SREBP signaling pathway; positive regulation of cellular response to hypoxia; translational termination
Cellular component (GO): nucleus
Molecular function (GO): protein binding
Source: RefSeq, a predicted model, not a curated record